UGCUCUGGCAGAGGUCAAUUAGACCAUGAAUAGAUUAUAUGAUGCAUGCCGAAGUCAGUUUCGAAGUGUACGUGUAAUUUAUGAAGAUAUUGCACAAGGAUUCCCAAAUGCAGUAAUUAGUGUGUCAUUCGAUUCAAUAUCUAAUGACUUAUAUCGGUGGCAACGUCUGGGACAGGCGGAAUUACCGAUUCCGACGACACUUAGCGAAUUCAACAUCAUCAUUCACUCGGUAGAAUUUUUCCCUUUUACAAUGCAUGACAGUGGGAGAGUGUCAGUUCGGUCAACAUCCCACGGCGAAGAAGCAUCGACGUCUGUUGUUUUUGGCGAUCUCGAUUUCAUUAACGGUCUUGGAGUUAUUGACAACUUACAUUUUGUCACGACAUCGUCGAAAGUUCCCGGUACUUUGACAAACAUGAAUGCUUGCGAAGUAAUGACUGUUGUGGUUAAUUAUAAUAAUUAUGCUUUUCCAAUCUUGUGGGUAUUAAUCCCAAACCGCUUGCGUAGGACCUAUGACUUCAUUAUGGAUAAAAUUUCGACUUUCUUCGGAAUUAAUAAUAAUCCGAUAGAGAUUUGCACUGAUUUCGAACGUCGGCUGCAUGGAAGCCUCACAGUUUCUUUUCCGGAGACAACUGUCCAAACGACCUAUCAUUCUUACUGUUGGGCUUUAUUAAUGGAAGCUGAAAUGCGAGGUCUUUUACCAUUCAACAUCGACGUAAAAAUUAUCUUUAAAAAAUUAAUUGCCUUGAGCUGUUUGCCGGCAGAAGAUAUUCCGGCUAUGUUUGUUGAAAUAAAAAAUUCAGCAUCACCAGCAGUUCAAGCUACUUUGAGAGAAUUUUUCGAUUAUUUUGAAAAUGCCUGGAUUAACGGUGUGACUCCGAGAUUAUUUAGUUUUUACGAGAAGUUGGAGGUGAUGACAGACUGUGGAGUGACUGGUCAAGUUUCAUUAUGCCAAUCUCUGAGUAUUGAUGGUAAUAUCUGGGCAUUUACCCAGCAAAUCCUUAAAAUUUCCAAUCAAUCGACAAAAGACUUCGGAAGAAUGCAACGGCAACGAAGAAUAAAUGUAACACCGCGAGUGCGGCUUGUAAUUAAGCGGGAUAAAAUGGAGCGUGCAUGGAAGAUGUUCGCAACACAGAAGAUUACUCUUUCCCGACUAUUUCAGCUGGCGACCGUUUUAGUCAGUGAACACGUUGAGAUGCUGCUGUACCGCAAUGACUUCACACUUGUUGAUUGUGAGCUACUUUCUCCUAACGAGAUGGCAAAUGACGCCGAAUUUGAAGAUUUUGAAUAUUUGAUUGAUGUCAAUGAUGAAGAGGCAGAAUAAUAAAAUGAUC
This is a messenger RNA of Cotesia glomerata, 1331 nucleotides long. RefSeq lists its product as uncharacterized. The transcript has 6 exons. NCBI's taxonomy places the organism in Eukaryota, Metazoa, Arthropoda, Insecta, Hymenoptera, Braconidae. Bases 26 to 1321 code for a protein of 431 amino acids. The record is from RefSeq and is a predicted model, not a curated record.